Messenger RNA from Mycena citricolor, 1349 nucleotides. Lineage: Eukaryota; Fungi; Basidiomycota; Agaricomycetes; Agaricales; Mycenaceae. The record is from the annotation of a GenBank genome assembly.
CGUCAUAGGGUGGCUUAUCGGACUUCUUGUAGGGGAAAUACUUCUGCUACAGUGCCAUCUCAUCUGCCGGUGUGAUAGUCAUCUUGCCGGGUUUCACCGUGCUUGUAUCAGCCCUCGAGUUGAUGUCCAAGAACAUGUUUUGUGGCUCUGUGAGAAUCGUCUAUGCCAUCAUCUACACGCUCUUCUUGGGAUUCGGUCUUACGAUCGGGUCUGACUUGUAUUUGGUUGUUGACAGACGUGCUCGUCGCGCAUACUACACUGGGCCGGCGACCACCGAAUCGACUUACACGCACGGGUACUUUGAUAUAAUGAACGGGACUGACGCUGGCCAGAUGCUGAGCGGAGUCCUGGCUGUUACUGGGAAAAGUUUCGAGUCUGAGCACAUCAUCAAGGGCUGCUUCCGCGAUCCUGGCUGGUCCUGGGCUCGGCAGCCUUUUCCUUGGUGGACGAUGCUGUUUCUGGUGCCACUGUACUCGACUUCGUCAUCGCUCUCUAACCUGCAAAGUAUCUUUACGUGGCACUCUCGCAAGCAACUUGUGAUCAUGGUCUUCUUCUCGUGUUGCUCCUACACUGCCAACCGCGCCAUCAGUGCUAUUCUGCCUACGAGACCGGAUAUUGUGUCUGCCUCGGGUGCUUUUGUGAUCGGAUGUCUGGGCAACACUUAUUCACGCUUGUUGCGUGGGACCGCCUUCACUUCGAUGGUGACGGGAGUCUUGUUCUUGGUCCCUUCUGGUAUUGCUCAAGGUGGUGGUCUCACUCAAACGUACAAAAAUUCUGCGGAUCAAUACUCGAGUGGGUUCUCGCUGGCGCUCCGGAUGAUUUCAGUGGCAUGUGGUGUGACGAUCGGUUUGUUUGUGAGCCAGGUUCUCGUAUAUCUAUUUGGGACGCGCAAGAACGCAGCCCAUUUCGCAUUUUGAGAUUGAAUUAUACGCGCAAGACAGAAUUAUAGAGACAUGUACAUAUGAUAUAUGCAUUAGCAAUCACCCGAACAGCUCAUUCAGCUCAUCCAUACGACGGGCCAUCAUCUCGGACUUGCUGUACGACUGGCCAAGGGUCAUGUUCGCAAGCUCCGUCUUCUUGCGCUGCACCUCGAGCAGCCGCGCUUCGAUCGUGUUCUCGAUGAUCAGCUUGAUUGUGGUCACGGGACGAGUUUGACCCAGUCGGUGCUUGGAGCAAACAUCAGCGCGCUCGAAAAAAAACGUCGGAGCGAGGGGCCUCACAAUACGAUCUACGGCCUGGUUCUCGACGGCAGGAUUCCUGUGAAAAAACACACGACAUGAGCCGACAUGUGAAAGAUACGGUCACCGCACAUACCAAUAAGGGUCCAUGAGGUAGACCCGUUGUGCGGC